Molecule: messenger RNA, 723 nt
Organism: Suillus discolor
Lineage: Eukaryota; Fungi; Basidiomycota; Agaricomycetes; Boletales; Suillaceae
Exons: 3
Coding region: 1-723 (240 amino acids)
Source: RefSeq, a predicted model, not a curated record
AUGAACAUCACCGGAACUCUGGUUGCCUCUGACCAAGUCAUUGUGGUCUACUCAGAUGGUCAGAUCACCGCUGGAGAGAUUUCUCGUGCUUUAUUCUAUGCCAAUUCUCGCUUGUUGGCCAUGCGCCUGUAUGUUGGCAAGAGCUUUGCCACUGCGAUGCCGGGAUAUGCAGAAAAAUUCUACAGACUCAUGAAAUGGGAAAUGGAGACCUUUGUCACUCCUUUCAUCAACAUAUCCUUCCUCAGCAAGUGCUCCGCUGUCAUUCCAAAACCUCUUCAAGAUGUGAUAGCAAUCAUGGUGGUACAGACAUUGGUGGACCGGCAACCAGAUGUGAAUGAGGUUCUCAGUGACAUCAAAGCAUUGGCUCUCUCUGUGGAUUCCAUCACAUCUGAUCAAUAUGACAUUGCUCAUAUGCCAGACUACUUCAAUGCCUGGUGGAAGGAAAACCUGGGCUCUUGCAGGGUGUCAGACAUGUUGCCAAAGUCAUCCGUCCAAGAUGUGAUGGAGUUGGUGAAGGGCCAUUUUUCAGAACUUCCUGAUCAUGUGGAAACCGGCCUCCUUCCAUAUAUGCUCACAGUUGGCCCAGUUGUUCACCCGGAGAUGAUCGGAUCGGCAUCUCUUGAGCAGUGCCGGCAGACAACAAUUGGUAGAGAGCUGUUGGACAUAUUGCAUGGAAGGAUGACGAACUUUUUACGUUCAAGUGAUAGGUUGUGUUACAAGUAA